GCACUUUCUAUUAAAGAGAAGAUCGUCGUAUAAGGGGCUGUCACAGAAAGGAAAUAUUUACUGUUUGUUGAGUUGCCGCAAGCGAGGUGUGAUCUGUAGAGUCGACGGAAAGGCGUAUAGCAUUGACAAAAUGAGUCCAAACAUCUGCAUCGAUUUUGGAGCCAGCAACACACAUUAUGCCUUGUCCUCCAACAGUUGCCUGGGAUGCUCAAGCAAUGCCCUGGACGGUGCCUAGCUAUAGUGGGCUAAUGGAAUUCACCGGGAUUCGGCAGCCUGAUUUUGACCCAAUGAAAACUCUAUGCAGCAAAAAACGAAAAUCCCUCCUUGAUGGCGAAGUCCCAACAAAACAACACAUCACUGAAGAGAAAAUGGCAGCACACCUUGAUGGGCUUCACAUCUCAUCGGAUUACAUUUCGCACAGACUCAAUUCACCAAAUACAUCUUCAACAAUAGUUACUGUCCCCUUUGACAUGCAAAUGGAUCCAAAUAUCAAUACCAAUAAAGAAUGCAACAUUGCCAUGUCAGCAAAAGACCUCGAGGAGAAGCUGAAAAAUGCAAAUCGGAUCACUAUCUGUGAUGAAAUUCGCCGACUGCACACUGAAGAUGCAAUUAUUCCCAAAGCCUUGUUAGCACGUUAUGAGCAACCCUGCAAGGCAUUGGUUCUUUGGCAACCACCACAAAAACUUGCCGAUAUGAUAGUGCCUGCAACACAAAAGGACGAUGAAAUCAGUGAAGAUGAGGAAAAAGAUAAUAAUAAUGCAGUUAACAGUGUAGAUUUAAAUUAUUGUAUGGAUGUCGAGAUGUAGUGUUAAGUUUUGCUCCCUGUUGUGUUCUUGAGUAUGAUAAGGAACGAUUUUAUGAAUGAGUUUACGUAGAAGUCUUCAGUAUAAGGAUUCGAAAGUUUAAAAGUAGAUUACGUGUAAGUUUUAUACAUAUAUAUAGUUGUUCAAUUAUGUUUGAAUGCUUCAUACCUAUCGGCCAAGUAAGUUAGUAGACACAAAGGCAAUAACUGGUUUUGAAAAUUUUCGCGGACGGACAGAGGUGUCUGAACAGCCCGCCAAAUAAAUAAUUGUUCAUAGAUACUAUUACUACACUGUGAUACAGUUGUUUUUCUCCAUAAAUUUCCACGAGUUACAGACUGAAAAUGAUAAUUUCACUCUACAUAGUUUACUUCCACCCAAUUUCUCAUAACAACUAGCCUUUGUGCGCUGACUCGAAUCAUCAAUUUACUAUACUCUUCCGGAAAUGAGACCUUAUAUUGCUUAUGAUUUCAUUGUAAAGUAUUCAACAUCAAAUAAAAGAUCUCCUAAUGAA
Molecule: messenger RNA, 1314 nt
Organism: Hermetia illucens (black soldier fly)
Lineage: Eukaryota; Metazoa; Arthropoda; Insecta; Diptera; Stratiomyidae
Exons: 3
Coding region: 177-806 (209 amino acids)
Source: RefSeq, a predicted model, not a curated record